Molecule: messenger RNA, 2090 nt
Organism: Trichomycterus rosablanca
Lineage: Eukaryota; Metazoa; Chordata; Actinopteri; Siluriformes; Trichomycteridae
Gene: dnaaf4
Product: dynein axonemal assembly factor 4
Exons: 9
Coding region: 58-1308 (416 amino acids)
Biological process (GO): outer dynein arm assembly; heart development; inner dynein arm assembly
Molecular function (GO): nuclear estrogen receptor binding
Source: RefSeq, a predicted model, not a curated record
CAACUCCAGUGAACCGAAGCUAAAGUAGCUUAGCUAAAGUUUCUCCUUAAGUUUAAAAUGCCGCUUCUGAUUAAAGAUCAUUCCUGGACCCAGACUGAAAGCCUCGUGUAUAUCAGUGUGCCUUUAAAGGGAAUUAAAUCAAACAAAGUGGAUGUGAUUUGUACUGAUGAAUAUCUGAAGGUCAGUUUUCCACCGUUCUUGUUUGAGGCCUUCUUUUCUGAGCCAAUAGACGAGAACAAAAGUGUGGCAAAGAUCGGAAAUGGAGUUGCUGUGUUCACACUGCCGAAGAAGAAGGAAGCCCUGUGGGAUCAGCUCAGUGUUAAUAUUGAGAAAGACAAGCAGAGAGCGAUUCGAGAAGAAGCCAUCCUGAAAAUCCAGGAGAAAGAGGUGGAGAAGGCUGAAGCUAAAUCAGUGAGGAUCCAGCAGGAGAGAAAAUAUACUCUGGAGACCAUGAUGAAGCUGGAGGAAGAGAAACGUGCGAAUAUUCAGAAGAUGAAGGAUGAAGAGUGUGCAAAAGCCAUAGCGGAGCUGGAGGCCUGGAAGGAGAAGCCGAGGAAACAGGCUGAGGAAGAGGAGGUCAGACGAAGGCUACAGGAAGCUGCUGUUCAGGAUCGUAAACAAAGUCACCAGGAAAGAAAUUCAGAGAAAGCAUCUACAACCAGGGCUGGACGUGACCCCAGCAGAACCACAGAUGAGAUAAACAGUCUGAAGAAGUCGAAAAAGAUGGAUCCACCUCCUCCCAGAUCACCGGGCUGCAUUAAGAUCAGUUUCACUCCUCGUGUCUUUCCUACUGCCCUAAGAGAGUCUCAAGUACCUGAGGAGGAAGAGUGGUUAAGGAAGCAGGCCGAGGCCAGGCGAGCAACAAACGCUGAUCUGGCUGAGUUUGAUGAUCUAACGGAAGAGGAGAAGAACCCAGACUGGCUCAAGGAUAAAGGAGAUCGGUUCUUCAGGAUGGGAAGCUACCAGGCGGCGCUUAACGCCUUCGAUCUGGCUAUUAAACUCAAUCGACAGAUUCCUGCUUUGUUCUCCAAUCGAGCAGCGUGUCAUCUGAAGCUGAGAAAUCUGCACAAGGCCAUCGAGGACAGUUCCAAGGCUCUGGAGCUGCUCACACCAGCCGUCUCUGCUAAUGCAGCAGCCAGGAUGAAGGCCCAUGUGAGGAGAGGAACGGCGUUCUGUCAGCUCGAGCUCUGCGUGGAAGGCCUUCAGGAUUACCAAGCAGCUCUCAAGAUUGAUCCCCAAAACCAAGCUCUACAGGCCGACGCCCAGAAGAUCCGGGAGAUCGUCCAGGGCACGACCCCCAGCUCAUAGGGAACAACUGAGGGCAUAAAUGAGCUCGGGUCGCAGCAGCUGUGUGAGGAUGUUUGUGACUGUCGUAUCACACGCGGUAGUUUUAGCAUCCACAGCUGGAUCUGCUUAUUGAAUCCUGCUGAACUGAAUCCAUGCUGUUACACCACACGCUGCAGUGCAGUUCCACCCCUUUAUAACCAGUUAUCAUCACGCACUUUUAUAUAAAAAUAAACAAAAGAGUUCAUUUUGUUUCUUUGUUUUACCUCCACUUUAUCCUGAUCAGGGUCGCAGUGGGUCCGUUUUUCAUGGAAUCACACCCCAGAAAGAACGACGGCCUCGGUCAUCCUCCUUCUUCACAGAUACCCAGUCAUGUUUGUGUGUAGACACCCAACCGGCCAGUUUUUGCUUCAUAGUGUAUCACCAACCUUUUUGGGCUCAGGCUCACCUACAAUGGACUGAUGCACAUUGAAAAAAUGUGUUGCGGUCGAAGGUUUAGGCUUAUAGGCGUUUUUUGAAGAGAAAAAAGUUUUACAGUUUAGUGUUUUUGUUUUUUUUGCCAUGUUUGUGUUUUUCCUCUCAAUCCACUCAUUUCCAAUUUUCUAUUUUAAUUCCCUUGCUGCAUGCACCACCCCCACGCUGACUGAGGAAAGCCAUAGAUUAUCGUACACCCUUCUGUUAACUGUUGUAAAACUUAGGAGACAGGAGACAGAUCUGGACUGCAGGCAGGGCAGUCAAAGCACACACACCCUGUGCCUAUGGAGCCACAUUCAUGCAGAAUAAAGCCUGGAAUUGUCUUGCUGAAA